Molecule: messenger RNA, 605 nt
Organism: Truncatella angustata
Lineage: Eukaryota; Fungi; Ascomycota; Sordariomycetes; Amphisphaeriales; Sporocadaceae
Exons: 1
Coding region: 209-544 (111 amino acids)
Source: RefSeq, a predicted model, not a curated record
UAAGGGAUCCUCUGUAAGCCAAGUCGAUCCUCGGGACGACAUGCUCCCAGGAAAAGAAGUGAAUGCGGCGCAGGGGGUCGGGGGGGCUCAAUGUAUCAGAACGUACCGGCGCGAAUGAUGUGCGGCCUCGUCAUCUUGGGCCGCUAUUUCUGCUGCGGAAUCGUAUCAUAAAAGUCUCGUAGGUUGGAGUUUGGUUCCUAAUAUUGAGAUGAUCGUGGCGGGUCGAGGAGACUGCGAUCAGAUGCAAAGAUUGGGCUGUUUCGGCCGUUGGUCUCUCCUCUGCUCUCCCGAGACCUUUCCAGAAUCAAUUCAGCAGCUCUGCAGGUGCUCCCUCGCUCAUCUGGACCAUUCGCGGACUUGCUGUACUGUAGGGAAGCUGCGGCGUGCUACCAUGUGGUGUUUGGGCUGUUUAUUGCAAGUAGCUGUAUUGAGUGUCGCAAGGGGCUGGGCGCUGGGCGCUGGGAGCUGGUGUGAAUUCCAAGAAUUCCCACUUUUGGAGGCUUUCGAUGACAGAUGUCUUCCCAGUAUGUGUUACUUAAAAUAAAAGGUUGACCGGGUACCUUGAGCCCUUAGUUCUUUCCGCGGCAGCGCUACGGGCUGGCGUG